AUGGGAGGCCGCAGCGGGCCUGGGAAAAGCGCCAGCGCACCAGGGGCGCGGCACCGGAUCGGCAGCCGGACGGGGGGAGGCCGCGAGACGGCUCAGCGGCGAGGGACUAAGGCGCCAGCAACAGGACAAGCGGGCGGGCACAAGGGCGGUCCCGUGGCACCCAAGGACGCCGACCUGGCCCCGCGGCGGGCCCUGGCAACCUCGCGGGGCUCGGGCCCCAAACACCACCAACACCGCAGUCACGACCGGCCCCCAGAAACGCUCUCCCGCACGCGCGACGACGCCACCCCCGCCACCCCCACUAGGCCGGACCCGCGCGCGGGCCUCUUCUCCUCCUCACGAGGGACCGAGAGCACUUUCGCCCAGGGACGACCACCCUCUGAAAAGCCAUCAGCGGCCCGGAGAGGGGACGACACCCAACAAGCGGCGAGGCCAGUUUCGGUCCCAAGAGAGCGGAUCGAGGACGCCACACGUGCCUUCAGCCAUCCGGUCGAGACGAGGGCAGCGGGAAGUGGGCCGGCGGCGGCGGGGAGGGGGAAGCACGGCGGGCGAGGGCCGGGAGCGCGUGGAGGGAGCCGGAUCGGGGAAGGGCACGCCAACGAAGACGCGAGCUGGGCCACCAGCGCUGGGGCCCAACCCCACGUGAACCCCCCACCGCGGGGGGCCCCAUCGGAACCUCCAUCCGUCCAGUCCAUCCCCGGCAGUCGCGACCCUGAGGGAAGCGCCCCCAGGCGAGAGCGGCCCGACCCGUGUCCAGCAACACCGCCGCCAGCGGCGACUCGGGACGGGAGCGGGCGGGCAGACAGCCGCUCGCGCGGCACGGGGAGGCGGGGCGCGCGGGGGCGCCCCCCAAGCCCCUCGGGAGACACACACACCCGCGAGGCAGCAGCCGCGCGCGCGCUCGCAACACGCACGCGUGAGAGCCCCGCACACGCGCCGGACGCCGGCCAGGCCCAGCGGGAUCCUCCCCCGACUCGGAGGGGGGAGGCGCAGGCCGCGGUAGGCAAAGAGCGGCGCUCGGCCCCACCGCGGGGCCGGCGGUCAGAUCCCUCCUUCGCAAAAGAGGAAGCUCUGCCCAACGCGCAGCGGUAG
Molecule: messenger RNA, 1092 nt
Organism: Callorhinus ursinus (northern fur seal)
Lineage: Eukaryota; Metazoa; Chordata; Mammalia; Carnivora; Otariidae
Source: RefSeq, a predicted model, not a curated record